This is a messenger RNA of Solanum verrucosum, 626 nucleotides long. RefSeq names its product 10 kDa chaperonin 1, chloroplastic-like. The record is from RefSeq and is a predicted model, not a curated record. NCBI's taxonomy places the organism in Eukaryota, Viridiplantae, Streptophyta, Magnoliopsida, Solanales, Solanaceae. Gene Ontology annotation, cellular component: mitochondrial matrix. The transcript is spliced from 7 exons. Gene Ontology annotation, molecular function: metal ion binding; protein folding chaperone; protein-folding chaperone binding. The coding region runs from base 48 to 455 and encodes 135 amino acids.
CAAACACCUAACACACACUAUUCUCUGCUGCUCCUCUCUCCUUAUCCAUGGCGUCUACCUUCCUUACAUUGGCUAAACCCUUCACUUCUCACUCCACAAAUCUUCCUUCUUUCUCUCCUCAAAAACCCAUUGGUCUGAAAAGAAAUUCUUUGAGAAUUAAUGCCAUUUCCAAGAAAUGGGAACCCACAAAGGUUGUGCCGCAAGCUGAUAGAGUUCUGAUUCGGUUAGAGGAGUUGCCUGAGAAAUCUGCUGGUGGAGUAUUGCUUCCAAAAUCGGCAGUGAAGUUUGAGCGCUAUCUUAUGGGAGAAGUUCUUUCUGUUGGUUCGGACGUUGCUCAAGUAGAGACAGGGAAGAAGGUUCUUUUCUCUGACAUCAAUGCUUAUGAGGUGGAUUUGGGAACUGAUGCAAGGCAUUGUUUCUGCAAGGAAAGCGAGUUGCUGGCUUUGGUUGAGUGAAGUUUUCCCUCCCCAUUUGAAUUUUUAUGAUGUUAUUGCGCGAAGUAUUGUCAGGUGACAUUGAGACUGCGGGAUGUGUUGUAAAACCUCAUCUUUUGUAACACAAAAAUGUUGAGAUAUGUUUAGUGGAUUUUGUUUCUGAUGAUUUAUGGGCAAAAGUAUUGAGAUUGA